AUGGACGACAACAAAUCAAGUCUUGCUGCUCCGGACGAAAAGCCUCGGGUCAAGCAGCUUCAUCACAAGGUGCGCAGCGGCUGCAUAACAUGCAAACGGAGAAGAAUAAAAUGCGACGAGGAGAAACCAACUUGCCAAAGGUGCAUUCGCUCCGGAAAAGUCUGCCUGGGUUAUGAUCCUCCUCGGGCGUGGAUCUUUGACGUGGUAAAGUCCAAGAAACGAAAUGAGACUCAGUGUUCAAAGGAACCGCCUGAGAUAUUGCCCCUUGAAGACGGAGGUGGCGGGGAAAACAGCUCCCAACCAGCAGAAUAUUUCUCGACCUGGUGUGAUCCUUACUUGACGACAGCCAUCAAUGUCUCGUUUGGCGACACGCAAGAAGAGCGCCGCAGUUUGGACUUCUGGUUGAAAGAGACCGGGCCUACCUUGGGGAAUUUCGGGCCCGAUAAUGACUUUUGGUGCGGCUUCAUCCCCCGUUGGGCGUGGCAAUCCCCUAUCCUCCGACAUCUAAUGGUGGCUGCAGCCAUGGUCGAUGAGCAGCUGGGCUUGUACCGCAAAGCGAUGACAUCGAGAGUGACACCGCGGGUUUUCUGGCACUAUCACGCAGCGAUCACGAGGAUGGCCACCGCAAAGGCAUCUGACAAGUUGUGCCUGACGGUUGCGUGCUUGGUUGCCUGGAUCUGCGAGACCAUGCAGCGGAAUUAUAUGGCAGCAGCUGUCCAUAUCAAGGCAGCAUCACGGCUCUGGGGAGAGCUCAAAGCGUCAUCAGCCAGGUUUGAUCGGUCCACCUUAGACACGAUGGCGCCAAUCGAGCGAGCGGUUCGAGUAUGCGAGUCGUACGCGUAUGCUGUCCUGACUGAAGAAACUCCGUCAAGCAGUCCGUUGCUGCAUGGAACAGGUCUUGUGGGCGAAAGGGAUUGCGACGUCCCCGUUGUCCAUUCGCUCACACAAGCACGAGGCCUGUUGUUGGACUCGAUUGCUGCAUUUUCGACAAAGGAUUGGACGGAGUCUGACGCUCGGCGGCAACGCCUGUUUGUGAGAAACUGGCACCAGGCCAUCCGUCGCUAUUGCAGCCAUGGUCCAGAGUCGCGUCUAUACAAAAUCACCGUCCAGAUGUUGUUCAAUGUCGGCAUGGCAUUCCUCCCAGAAACCGAAGCAGGCAUAUUCAGCUAUUACGCCAAUCCGAACGCAUUGAAGCAUAUUCUGGACGUUUUCGAGCAGAUACUGAAAGAGAGACAGAAAGAGAAGCCUAGCCCAGACGAUGAAAAUGUCGAGGAGACUCUCGUGUUUGCUUUGGAGGUUAUGCUGAACAAUAUACGCCAUGACAAGUUGCAUCAGCGUGCUCAAAGGUUGCGGAGGACAUUGAGAAGGCCAUGCAGAUACACCAAGUGCCACGCAGCCGUUGUUGACGGUGACCUCAACGCUCAAUCUGCUCACAUCGCGCAAGUCUUAACCCUAUCUCAAGAGCAACGGAGAGAGGAUCUAGACAACAGGCGGACAUAA
Molecule: messenger RNA, 1500 nt
Organism: Fonsecaea nubica
Lineage: Eukaryota; Fungi; Ascomycota; Eurotiomycetes; Chaetothyriales; Herpotrichiellaceae
Exons: 2
Coding region: 1-1500 (499 amino acids)
Biological process (GO): regulation of DNA-templated transcription
Molecular function (GO): zinc ion binding; DNA-binding transcription factor activity, RNA polymerase II-specific
Source: RefSeq, a predicted model, not a curated record